This is a messenger RNA of Fomitopsis serialis, 618 nucleotides long. RefSeq lists its product as uncharacterized. The coding region runs from base 1 to 618 and encodes 205 amino acids. NCBI's taxonomy places the organism in Eukaryota, Fungi, Basidiomycota, Agaricomycetes, Polyporales, Fomitopsidaceae. The transcript is spliced from 5 exons. The record is from RefSeq and is a predicted model, not a curated record.
AUGGCCUCUGCACGCGGACGCGCCACUACCGGGCCCGACCUCAACAGGAACAAUGUACGUCUCUCCCCACACGUCCCCGACCUCGCCCAUCGCGCGAGCUGGCCGGCGUCCCCACCACACAUCGGCGUGACGUGGACGCGCACGUACGCGUUCGUGCGCUGGGCGCGGGCGGCGCGCUUCUCGAACCCGCUCGUCACGCUCUGCCUCCGUGACGGUGUGCCCUAUCUCCCCCUCCUCUCGCUAUCCCCGUGGCUGACUCGUGGGGCGCGUGCGGGUGGCGAGCUCUGCGUCAACCGGAGCUCCGUGCACGCCUCCACGUCCACGUCCACGUCUAGCACAUCCGUGGACGCCCGCGACGACUGGUACACCAUCGUCCCUAUCGCCCCGAUACUCGUCUCGCGGUUCCUCCUCCACCUCCGGCGGGUCUCCGAGCGGUGGUGCGAUUCAGACUCGGACGCGGACGCGGUAGCAAGCGCACGUUGGUCGGCGGGCAAGGAUCGGUCGUUACCGUUGGAGCCAGGGGCGCGUUCGGGCGAUGCGGGCCCCGCGGACAGCGUGGCGUUCUCGUCGCGGCUGGUGGGGAACAUGGGUGCGGGCUGGUGUUCGCUUCGUUCGUAG